GGAUGGAUGGAAAGGACAGAUCAAUUAAUUAAUUUCCGAAGUAUUGAGGUAUUGCUCUUCUAAUCCUCCUUUCUUUCCUUCCUUUUCUUCUUUUCUUGUCUUUCCCGCUCAUCUCGACUCAACCCGUGGUUGUCCGGCCCACCAGUGUUUUGACAUCCCGCUUUCGUCGCUUUCGUCGGCUCACUUGUCUGUUCGAGGAAUCCAACACUGUCUCACUUCCUAUUGCAGUAACUCGGUUGUUUUCAGUGAUGAGAUAAUUUCAUCUCACCUAACCCAACACUUAACUCCCUCCGCACCUUCCAUCUCACCACCUCAUCUCAUCUCAUCCAAGCGUGUCCCGCCGGAGGACCAAUCUACACAAAACACCCAAAAUGGCCGACGAAACGGACAUCCCAGCCCCCCCACCACACAGAUACUCCCACAACACCCGCGAAAACCACACAGUAACACCAGGCGUGGAUAACCUCGGACCCGCCUCAGCAGGCGGCGGAAUAAGCGGCAUCGCACUAGGAAUCGCAAACACGCACGACCGCCAAAGCGGCCUGGACGCCUCACGCGGCAUCACCGACCACACCUACACCUAUCCCGCAGAACGAGACUACAACACCUCCGGCUCAGACAACCCCUACGUGCCCUCGGCCGGCUACACCAGCGCCGAUACUCUCCACCACAACUCCUACGGCUCUGGCAUGGCGCUAGGCGGCGCGGCUGCCUCGCCGGGCUUCCAGACUCCUACCCAGUCAUCGUCGCACCUGAGUGAGUCGCGCGUUAUGGGCGACCAAUAUCCCGCAGCGUAUCAGAGUAUCAGUGAUGGGCCGUACCAGCGUCAUUCUGGGUAUGGGGGAUCUGAGAUGUCGAAUAUUAAUCCGGAUGAUAUUGCCGAUGAUGGCGAUGAGGAUUUCGGGCCAAGGGGGCGGAAUAAUCGUGGUCUGCCUGCUGCUGCUGCUGGAGCUGGUGGAGGCGCUGCGGCUGGAGGGCUUUUGACUGGGUUCUUUGGGCGGGAGAAGAAUGCGGAUGUGGCAUACGAUGCUGUGCCUGGGGGUGGACUUGAGAGCGGGGAUAGCGAGGGGAAGACGCCGGGUAAGGGGAUGGAUGGGCGCAAGAAGAUGGGGUGGAUUGUUGGGCUUGUGCUUGGGUUUGUGAUUCUCGGGGCUAUUGUCGGUGGUGCUGUUGGUGGUACUAUUGGCAGUCGGCACAAGGAGGAUAAAUCCACCAGUGCACAGACUGCCACAGAUGAUUCCAAAAACAAUGGGGAUCUUGACAAGGAUUCUUCUGAGAUCAAGGCUCUGCUGAACAAUGAUGAGCUGCACAAGGUCUUCCCUGGUGUGGACUAUACGCCUUGGGGUGUUCAGUAUCCCGAUUGCCUCAAGUGGCCGCCAUCGCAGAACAAUGUCACUCGUGACAUGGCUGUUCUGUCGCAGCUGACAAACACUGUUCGUUUGUACGGUACGGAUUGCAAUCAGACCGAGAUGGUUCUGCAUGCGAUUGACCGACUGGAGCUCAAGGAUAUGAAGCUCUGGCUUGGUGUGUGGAUCGACUCGAACACCACCAGCACCGAGCGUCAACUGAAUCAUCUCUACAAGAUCCUCGAUGACACCAAAGACACAUCCUUGUACAAGGGUAUUAUCGUCGGAAACGAAGCACUCUAUCGCGCCGGUCCAGACAAACAAACUGCCGAGAAGACCCUGAUCUCGUACAUUGAAGACGUCACAAGCGAGGUCAAGAAGCGCAGCCUCAAACUGCCAAUUGCCACCUCUGAUCUCGGCGAUAACUGGAACUCCCAACUGGUGGAUGCUGUCGACGUGGUCAUGUCCAAUGUGCACCCCUUCUUCGCGGGCGUGAGUGUCGACGUGGCUGCGGCCUGGACCUGGGACUUCUGGCAGACUCACGAUGUCUCCUUGACAAGCGGCACCAGCAAGAAGCAAAUUAUCUCCGAAGUUGGAUGGCCCAGCGGUGGAGGCAAGGACUGCGGUGAAAGCCCAGAGUGCGAUGAUACCACACCUGGCUCUGUUGCCAGUGUUGACAACAUGAACUCGUUCAUGUUAGACUGGGUUUGCCAGGCACUGGAUAAUGGAACCGAUUACUUCUGGUUCGAGGCUUUUGAUGAACCCUGGAAAAUCCAAUUCAACGAAAAGGGCAAAGAAUGGGAAGACAAAUGGGGUCUCAUGGACUCCGCCCGCAAAAUCAAACCGGGCCUCAAGAUCCCCGAUUGCGGCGGCAAGACUGCGUCUUAAUUUUGAUAUCCGACCCACCUCACUUUACCGUACAGCGUGGCUCUUCGUUAUGGGAUCAUGAUCGUGAAACAUUUCACUUUGUGUAUACUUUGUACUGUUUGCUCUGGCGUUGUCUGCUUUCUGUUUUCUAUUCUCCUAUUGAACCACUUUCAUAACGGCGGAAACUUUAGAUAUCCAAACUCCUUCACUCCUUUUACCCUUGCAUGUCUUCU
Molecule: messenger RNA, 2446 nt
Organism: Penicillium canescens
Lineage: Eukaryota; Fungi; Ascomycota; Eurotiomycetes; Eurotiales; Aspergillaceae
Gene: bgt3
Exons: 2
Coding region: 372-2234 (620 amino acids)
Biological process (GO): cell wall organization
Cellular component (GO): fungal-type cell wall; cell surface; extracellular region
Molecular function (GO): 1,3-beta-glucanosyltransferase activity; glucan endo-1,3-beta-D-glucosidase activity
Source: RefSeq, a predicted model, not a curated record